This is a messenger RNA of Laccaria bicolor S238N-H82, 1671 nucleotides long. RefSeq lists its product as uncharacterized. The coding region runs from base 1 to 1671 and encodes 556 amino acids. Lineage: Eukaryota; Fungi; Basidiomycota; Agaricomycetes; Agaricales; Hydnangiaceae. The record is from RefSeq and is a predicted model, not a curated record. The transcript is spliced from 2 exons.
AUGCGGAAUGACAACGACGCUCCUUGCUCCUCUCAGCCCCCUCAAUCUACCUGGAAUUCAAUAACUCCCUGGUCGCCUCAAUUGAACCUCAGUGUCAGAGAAAUAACCUCUGUAUCAGCCACCUUCAUCCUUUCGUCGGAUUUGAAUGGCGAAUUUGAUAUUUCGUUGGCUUCAAUCGGCUUCACCGCAGCUGCGGACGACGACGACGACGAUGAAGACCAAGCAUCUUCGAGCAGCAAGCCAGAUUUCACUAGGAAAGGUCCUUCCAUCAUCACAGAGGCUCUCGCAAAAGGGCUCUCAGUGACCGUCAACGCCACGCCUUGGCAGCGAGUGUUUAUUCGGAUCGACGACAAGGUCGAUGAGGCUGUAAUCAUUAUAUACGGACUCAUGCCAGGGAGGCAAUACGAUAUCGACCUCGCCGUCGUGCAGGCUGGUAAGCAGAGCACGCUCCGUCAGCAAGUGAUUACUGAAGACGAUUCGGAUCACGAUACAGCAGAUGUUCACACAGAUCCUGACUCAAUGGACCAUUCAACAUCGUCCUCGGAUCCACCGCAAUCCACGCCUUCCACCUCCCCAAGCCGUACAAUCCCGAGCACACCGCCUCCGCUGACUGCAGCCGCGCCCCAGAUCACGCUGGAGGACCGACUCAGCCAGCUCCGUCACGCGCUAUCCCUCGCAGAGGCCGAACGCGAGAGCCUCGCGUCGUCGCUGAAAACAGCGAGACGGGAUGCUCAAAAAGCCGAUGCAGCUCUGCGGUCCGAAAUGGACAUCCUGAAGCGUGCAUCGGAAAAAAAUGCAGCCGGUGAGCACAGAGCGAAGCAAAAGAUAUUGGCGCUUCAGGAGGCCGUCAAACGCGCACAGGCUGCUACGCGGGAGACGGAGGAGAUGGUAAGAGAGCUGGAAGAACAACUUCCUGAGCUGUUGAAGCAAAAAUCCGCAAAGGAGGAGGAGUACGCAAAAGUGAAGGCAGAGGCUGAUCUUGUGCGAAGGGAGAGAGAUUGUGCGUCGGAGAAGGAAAAAAAGAGGUUGGAAGCAAUGAGGGUUGAGCUGGCUGGGUUGAACAACAAGCUGGAGAGACUUAGUGGGAAGAGAGAAAAGCUCGAGGUUGGGACGAUACCCGACCUGGAGGAGCAAUUAAAGGAGGUUGAACGGGAGAUCGAGGUCGAACGUUUGAGUGAUCAAGUGGAUUACUCGGCCUACGUUCUACCGCGACCGCGUCAACAAAGUCUAGGUGCAAGUUGUGGUCCAGGUCCCAUAAGCCGACCAUCACCAGCUCAUAUUCAUCGACCUGACGGCAGUCAUUCACCUAGUUCAACAACUGGUCUUGGGGGACACUGGAAUAUAUCACCGCGACACCAUAAUCCGCGCUCCUCGUCCCUGCAACAACACACCCCGACGAUCCUUGCAAACCCAAUGCAACGUCGAUCAUCCCUUAAAUCCACGACGACCCCGACAACACCUACAUCGCCUUCGCCGACCGCGACUAGUACGGCAAUUACAUCAACGUUAUCGAGCCGUGCAGCGUCGUUUGAACCCGGUAGACCUCUGAAGGGAACAACUACGGCUACAACCUCUGGGUUCUCAGUAUCCCCGAUACCGAUACAGAGAUCAACAGGGGCGGCUCAGAAUAAUAGCAUCGGUUCGAAGACACAGCGGACUGGAAUUCACUGA